Messenger RNA from Humulus lupulus (European hop), 3401 nucleotides. RefSeq names its product FRIGIDA-like protein 5. The coding region runs from base 178 to 3078 and encodes 966 amino acids. The record is from RefSeq and is a predicted model, not a curated record. Lineage: Eukaryota; Viridiplantae; Streptophyta; Magnoliopsida; Rosales; Cannabaceae. The transcript is spliced from 4 exons.
UUCUUCAUGUCCGGUACAUACAUUCAAUUUUUUUUAAUAUUUUCCUCCUUCUUCUUCUAGGGUUUCGAGUUCUAGUGUCAUCCUCUAAUGGCGAACAACACCUACUCUAGUGUUUUUUCACUGUACACGCCAGUAACUUAGUCCCUACGAUUGAGUUUAUCUACCAUUAUAUUGCAAAUGGAAAAUAUAGCGUCGGAUUUGAAAGUAACGGAGCUGAAGCAGGGCAGUCUCGGCAAAGCUUACGAAGUUCUGAAUUCAGAAGCUUCUUCCAUACUCAUGUUAACAUUUCAAUGGAAGGACCUUGAGGAACAUUUCAACUCCAUUCGUAAGUCUCUCAAUGACCAACUUGAAGAACUCGUGGGGCGGGAAAAGAAUGUGGAAGCCAGAGAGAAGCAGUCGAAAGCUAAGGAGUCGCAGUUGUCUGUGGAGAUUGCGGCGAAAGCAGAGAGUUUGAAUGGCGUUGAGAAACAUAUCGAGGAGCGAAACCAUUCGUUGGAUUCGUCGACUAAGAAAAAACGCGAAGAACUUGAGGGUACAGUGAAGCAAUACCACCAUAUGCAGAAAUCGGUACUGGAGAAGGAGAAGGAGAUGGAUUAUUUGGUGAAAGGUGUCAAAGAGAGGACGAGAAGAUUGGAUUCUUUGGAUAGAAUUAUUAGGGAAAGGUCUGAGGAAGCUGAGGCUAAGAAGAAAGAACUCGAUUCGAUUCGAGGAAUGUUGAGGAAAUGCAAAGACGAUCUUGAUGUGAAGGAGAGGCAAUAUCGUUCUGUUCGAGGUGUGGUUGAGGAUCACAAGAAAGAAAUUGAGCAGAGAGAACAGACGCUCAGAGUGCUUCGGAGUUCAAUUCAUGAAUUUGAGAGAGAAAUUAAAUUGAAUGACGAAAAGCUUAAAUCGAUUCAGUACACGUUUCUUGAAAAGUGUCUUGAAUUUGAGUCAAUCGAAAAGAAACUUGAGUUGGUUCGUAUGGAUGAGGAAGUGAUUAAGAAGAGCUUUGUUUCAUUGAAAAAAUCAGUGGACGAAUGUGCUUAUGAAUUUGAUAUGAAAGGGAAGCAAUUUGAGAGUUUGGUGGAGAAUCUUGAAAUGAAGGAAAAAUCGUUUGAAUCGAAAAUUGAGGAAUUGGGUUUGAUCCAAAAAGAGGUCAAAGAAAUCCUCGAAGAGGUUGAAUCGAAAGAGAAGAUUGUUGCUUCUUUACAAAGAUUGGUGGAAGAACGUUUUCAAGAACUAGAAAAAAGAGAGCUAUGUGAGAAAAGGGUCAGUGAUUUUUCUACUUGGAGACAGAGAGAGUUUGAAUCAAUACCAAAGUCAACUGGGUUAUUAGGAGUAAAUGAAGAAAAUAAUCCUAAGCUUGAUAAAUCAGAAAAUAAUCUUAACAGCGCGGAUUAUGUAUCAUUUGCUAGCUAUCAAUACAGCAUCACUAAUGGGCAAUACUUGCAAAUGCUUUUGGGUGAUCAACUAAGGAGGCAUGAAUUUCGUUGUACUGAACUCUAUACUGUUCUUCAAACAUCACCAGACCCUCCAAAGUUGGUGUUAGAUGCUGUUAAGGGGUUCUACCCUUUGCAUUUGAGUAGUGAUGAUAAGGAGUUUGACCUGAGAAUUAUAAGAAGGAGCUGCAUUCUUUUGUUGGGACAGCUAAUGAAUACUUCACCAGAUAUUAGCCCUCAAGUGAGAGAGGAAGCAAUGAAAUUGGCGGUUGAUUGGAAGGCUAGGAUGAUGGUGAUGACUGAGAAAGAUAAUAGUUUGGAAGUACUGGGUUUUUUGCAGCUUUUGGCUAGCUUUAGACUGUCCUCUGCUUUUGAUGCGAAUGAGGUUCUCAGUCUUUUUGAUAUUGUUGACCAGAACAGAGAAGCUGCUGAAUUACAUCGGGCCCUUUGCAUUGCAGACGAAGGACAUGUUGACAUGGAGCAAGCAGAACAUUCGAGGGCUGACGAAGCUGCCCCAAGUUCUCCAAAUUUUCAAUCCAGUUCAACCACGAGUAAAAGGAGUUCUGAGCAUGUUUUACUUGAAGAAUUGACACAGGAUAAAAUUUUAGCUGUUCUUCAAAUGCCGAACCCAGCAAAACAAGUGUUGGAUAUUGUGGAAGAGUCUUUUUCUAAACUUUGGGAGAGUGGAGAUGUAGGUUUUCAGGAAAGUGUCAUGAUGAGUUACAUUUCCUUGUUUGAGCAGCUAUUGGGGAUCUCACCACAAAUUGAAUCUCAAUUGAGAGCAGUUGCAAUAAAGGUAGCAUGUGAGUGGAAAGAAAAAAUAAGAGCCAAUACCGAAAACUUUUUGGAGCUUUUGGGAUUUCUACAGUUCCUUGGUAUAUACGGAAUUGUUUCAAUCUUUGAUGAUGAUGAUAUUUCGAGUUUUAUGGAUAUGAUCACUCAAAAUAAACAUGCUCUGGAACUAAGUCGUUCCAUUGCUUCUGCAUAUAAGAUCCCUUUCUUUAUUCAACAUCUGAUUCAAAGGAAGAAGGUCAUUGAGGCAAUUAGACUCACUUAUGCAUUCGAGUUAACUGAAAUGUUCGUGCCAGUUAAACUAUUAAAAGAGUACAUGGACUAUGUGAAGAGUUAUUUCAGAAAACUUUGUGUGAAAAAGAAAUCAACCGAAGAAAAGGAUGAAGCCACUGACGAAGAAAUAGCUGCUCUAAUGACGGUUGUUGAAUGCAUCAAAAUUUAUGGUCUUGAAUCUCAACUCUCACCGGACAAUAUAACAAAACGCAUUGCCCUGCUGGAGAAGAUAAAGAACGACCGGAGACAUUUGGCCUUAUUUUUCCAGUCCCAGGAUGAGCAACCGCAAGAGCAACAGCCACAACAGGAGCAGCAACAGCAGGCAAGCAGGAGAAGAAGAAAGAACAGUCCAGUCUCUCGUAAACAACCACCAAAGCGAAGUAAAAACAAACAUACCCAAGCAACUUCAUCGACUCCAAAAUCCAGUGGCUCGCCAGUUUCAAAAGUAGUUCCUCAGCAAAUGAUUUGUCCACCGAAUCAUCUGAUUGGAAUUGGAACUGCAUUGGCUAGCCGUCUACAGUUUGGUUCAGCUGAAAGCAACAAUGUUAGUGUCUUGCCUGAUCAGCAUGCAUCCCAUCUAUUUACAUCUUAUUAGUUUUUAUACCACGGUUAUAAAAACUAAUAAGACCUUUACGCCAAUGCUUAGUGGAGAGUGAAUGAGGAAAAUUAGUGGUAAGAAUCAUCAUCAUCACUAGGUAUUCUUUUGCAUUUUUCGUUUAUAUAUUGUACCUAGAUGUUCGUUCACGUGGUUCUACUUUACAAAUAUGGCAUUUGUGAAAUACACUUAGACCCUCUCAUGUAAAUUUUGUGGAAAAUUUAGAAAAAAAAAAAACUAGAUAAUGUUAUAUUUGGUCUAAUAUUUGUAAUUGUGCUCCAAUACUCAAAAUGCAAAUUAACACAUGUUAAUGAUUAAUUUAA